Funneliformis caledonium is the source of this 122-nucleotide messenger RNA. NCBI's taxonomy places the organism in Eukaryota, Fungi, Glomeromycota, Glomeromycetes, Glomerales, Glomeraceae. The record is from the annotation of a GenBank genome assembly.
ACUUGGAAGUAAUAUUACUAUUAGAAGUGAUAUUGAAAAUACGAUAAAAAACCUUUGUAGCACUAUACCUAUAGAAGGUCUAUUUUCUGAUUAUAUUUUUGCAAGAACUUUACCAAAUAUAG